UUAAACCGAAAGUUGUCAACUCUUAAUUUUUCAUGCCAUAAUAUUGUUGUUAUAAUUGGAAUACAUUAGAUAAAUAUAUCAAACCUCUGUUUUUGAUAUUUGUUAGCAUAAGUACUGUCAGUUUAUAAAAUAGCUGUAUUCAUUAUUGGAUAACUAGUUUAAGCCAAUAUAACUUGUGAACGAAGUCGCGAGUAAAAUAGAUAAGAUAUAUUGCAAAAAAAUAAAAUUCAUAUUUUUUUAUAUAUCGGAAUUCAACGAUGAAAAUAAUCUUUAAAUGGCAGAUGUAUCAGUGUGUUCUAUUUUUUCCAGAUUACGUUUUUAUACCUGGUCUAAAGAAUGAAUUACUCAUGUUUGGUGGUUAUUCCUUCGCCCAAAACCACACAAAGAGACUAUGGUAUUGUUCCCAGAAGAGAUUGGGUUGUAAAGCGAAGGUACAGAUGAAUUCUGACAAUUGCAUUGUCUUUGCGGACAGUGAACACUGUCAUAAACCACCUGAAUAUCACAUUACUAAAUCAGGACAAUAUGUAUUACUACGAAAUAGUAAAAAAAGAAAGAGGUCCAAAUGAACAUCCUUGUGGUAUCAUAAAUGACGAAAGUUUUGAUGUUUCCUUCAUAUGAGAGGUUCAAUGAACUUGUGUAUUAGUAGUAUAAUAUAAAAUAUUUGACAUUAGACUUAAAGUGGUUUGGAAUUGUUAAACUUAAGAAAACUAACUUACCAUCCAUCUAAUAUUAUUAAAACUCCUUAUUGGAGGUUAUUGAUGUUGGAUGUAUUAUAUAAGAGAUUAAAUAAUAAUAAACGUCAACUACUGGUUACUUUGAAUUUUCUGAUUCCGGUUUCCCGUUUCAGUCACAAUCACUUUAAGGGGGUUCAAUAUCAGUAAUUUUUAAUUAGUUUUGUAAAAAGAAAUAAUGUCAAAAUAUAUACCAUAUAUACCAUAGGGGGAGGCCUAUGUUCAUCAGUGGACGUCUUCCGGCUGAUGAUGAUGAUAUACCAUAUUAUGAAAGGGCUUGUCGUAAAGAUUUCAAUCAAAUAUGAUAGCUGAAA
Diatraea saccharalis (sugarcane borer) is the source of this 1045-nucleotide messenger RNA. The record is from the annotation of a GenBank genome assembly. Lineage: Eukaryota; Metazoa; Arthropoda; Insecta; Lepidoptera; Crambidae.